UCACAUAUGAGACGUUGGAGGAUAUUUUACACACCGAACCGUGAGCUUUUAUCCUGAAAGCUGCAGGACUCACCCCGGCGCGUGCGCUCACUAGCUAUUUAACACAUUUGAAAUUAAUGACAUCAUAAUAAUCUCCUUUAUUGCUGAAAUCUGGCUGAGGUCUGGGGUGGUUUGGUGUCUGACACUGGAGAACUUAUGGGAGGCUUGUGCUCUCCACCGGCGAGAUAGCCCAGAUUUUUUUAUUAUUAUUAUUAUUAUUGGUAUUAUUAUUAUUAUUAUUAAUAUUACUGAAUUUUUGGGGUUCCUGUCGCGUGCACAGAAUCCGUGCAUUGCGGUUUGAUUUGAAUAAUUCAUUCCGCGCAACGAAACAAGGAGAGAGAACGAGAAGCACAGCCCAAGCAGCAGAGGAAGGGAGGAAGCAAGCAAGGAAGGAAGGAAGGAAGGAAGGAAAGAAGGACGGAAAAAAACGCAGAGAAAGCCAAACGAGCCUUUUAUUUAAAGCCUGAUUUGGAUUUUUUUUUUUUUUAAGCAGCAAAAGACCAUCUGCAAGCUUGAUUAAAGAGACAAACCCAUCCAAGCCGACACAGCCCCGGGUGUGUGUGUGAUUGUGCGUGUGUGUGUGUGUGUGUGUGUGUGUGUGUGAGAGAGAGAGAGAGCUUCAGGUCCAUUUGGAGAAAUGCAGUGAUUUUUCUGCUGCGUUUUUGCAGGCCUGCUUCACGGCCAUCAUGUGCGUUCGGGUCUGAAUUUUUCUCCAGGAACAAGAGAUCAGACUGAAGCACUUCCUCAAGCUGUCAGCUCUGUAGUCUUCCUGUGCUGAGGACGACAAGCUUAAAGACCAGGUGGUUGUGGGAGUGACUGAGGUUAAAGGUCAAAGGUCAUUUCAAGAUGAGUGAGCUGGAGCAGCUUCGACAGGAGGCUGAGCAGCUGAAGAACCAGAUACGAGAUGCAAGGAAAGCAUGUGGAGACUCUACACUUACUCAGAUAACAGCAGGACUGGACCCAGUGGGUAGGAUUCAGAUGCGGACAAGGCGUACUCUCAGAGGUCAUUUAGCCAAAAUCUACGCCAUGCACUGGGGCUCCGACUCCAGGCUCCUGGUCAGCGCUUCACAAGAUGGCAAACUCAUCAUCUGGGACAGUUACACCACUAACAAGAUCCAUGCCAUCCCACUGCGCUCGUCAUGGGUGAUGACGUGUGCUUACGCUCCGUCUGGAAACUUCGUAGCCUGCGGCGGUCUGGACAACAUCUGCUCCAUCUACAGCCUGAAGACCCGCGAGGGCAACGUGCGAGUCAGCCGAGAGCUCCCUGGACACACGGGUUACCUUUCCUGCUGUCGUUUUAUUGAUGACAAUCAGAUCAUCACGAGUUCCGGAGAUACCACCUGUGCUCUGUGGGACAUCGAGACAGGCCAGCAGACCACGCUGUUCUCAGGUCACAGUGGAGACGUGAUGAGUUUGUCCUUGUCUCCGGAUUCGCGCACGUUCAUUUCAGGCGCGUGUGACGCCUCGAUCAAACUGUGGGAUGUCAGAGACAGCAUGUGCAGACAGACCUUUACGGGCCACGAGUCCGACAUCAAUGCUGUGUGUUUCUUCCCCAGCGGCAGUGCGUUUGCCACGGGCUCAGAUGAUGCCACAUGCCGCUUGUUCGACCUGCGUGCGGAUCAGGAGCUCGGCCUUUAUUCGCACGACAACAUCAUCUGCGGCAUCACGUCAGUGGCGUUCUCACGCUCAGGCCGGCUGCUGCUCGCCGGCUAUGAUGACUUCAACUGCAACAUCUGGGAUGCCAUGAAAGGAGACCGUGCAGGAGUCCUGGCCGGCCAUGACAAUCGCGUGAGCUGUCUCGGCGUGACCGACGACGGCAUGGCCGUGUGCACUGGCUCCUGGGACAGCUUCCUCAAGAUCUGGAACUGACAUCUCUCUCUCUCUCUCUCAAACACACACACACAUUACUACACACUGUAUGCCUGUUUUACUGUAUAUAUACACGACAAAAACACACACACACACACACACGCACAAACUCUGACGCGUAUUGUACAUAAUAUAUUAUGCCAACUAGGUAUCUUGAGUUGUUUACUAUGGUAAUUGCUUUGUAUACAUAACCGCACCUGAAUCUGUACACCAGUAACUGUGGAUGCAGGUCACAGGUUUGACCCACUGAAGCUAAACACGAAUGUUCUUUCUUUCUCUCUCUUUCUGUCUCUCUCUCUCACUCUCUCUCACACACACACACACACACACACACACUCUCACUCUGUACAUGUUUGCAGAGGACUUAAACACAAUGUAGAAUAUACACUCAAACUCUUAAGUGACUCAAAAACACACUCGGAGAAAAAGGGGAAGGAGAUUUGUUGAAUUGCGAGUCCAGUAAUUUGGGAUUGUAUUUAUGUUUAUUUGGACACACACACUGCUAGUCUUGGGCUCUGAGAAGACAAGAGAUGAUGAUCUUUAGGACUUUGUUUUUGCAUUUCAUAUCUGAACGGCGUUUUCAUUUUACACGCGUCUGAAAUGGACAUGUGCCUAUAAUUGAUAAUACGAUACACCACGGUAUUAAGAACACAGUAUUGCUAUUGUAUACCCUUUAGGGAAGCUGAAUGGUUACAUGUGAUGUAGCUAGAUAACGGUACCCAACAGCCAGGCAUCUUAGCCAUUAGCAGUUAUGUCAGCUUAAUACAAAGCAAACUUUUUUUUUUUUUUUUGCAUACAAUUGCAAAAAAUAUAGCUGCAUGCAGUGAUCAAGGGGUCCAAGCACCAGGAGCUUGGAAAUUGGGGGAAACUGUAGAACAUCUACUAGGUAAUGAUAACCCAUGUUUUUCCACCCUGAGAUAAAAUGGUAUUUAGAUGCAGCAUAAAAAAUAUCAGCUUGAUUGGACAAAGCACCACCGCCGUAGUGCGUACGCCUGUCAAUUAUGUGCCGUGUUUUUUUGUUGUUUUUUUUUUUUUCCCCCAAUGAUCAGGUCAUCCUUAGAAGCUCUAUCCUAGCUAGCUCAAAGAUACAGCAUGCAACAUUCCAACUCGAUCACACAAGUGAUUGCUGAGAAACACUUUCAUAUUGUCGUGCCAUGUGUGUAUGUGCUUAACAAGUAUGUGGUGCUUGGACCCCUAAAGUCCCCUGGCUAAAAUGUUCCCCAAAGAGAAAAGGUACAGAAAUAUUAAUUUUUUUUUUUUAAAUAUUGCAAUAUUAUUGUAAUUUGUGUUAAAGGGUUUGGCAAUUAUGAUAUUAACCCAAAUUCAGUAUCAGCACAUGCCUAGUGUAACGCAGGUAUUGUGACAUUGUACUAAAAGACUAAAAAAAAAAGGACUGAGGAAUAGAAGCAUGUAAGAAUGACAUGAUUUUCCAUCACGCCAAAUUGUUUUAGAUGACUGAAAUUUCGCACUUAAUUUUAAAAUAGACACCUGUGGCAUAUACAAGUAAAUAUAUGAUGGUUUUUGUUUUAAUGUUUUGUUUAUAUUCUGAUUUUCUAUGCUUAUUUUAUUCAUGUUUUCCCUGCGUGCCUCAGAUAACACUGUAAGGACAAUAAAUAAAAGUUGAAGAAGUGUAAAAAAAAAAUGGAUUCUGUUUUUAAAAAAAUUUAUUAGUUUGCACUAGAAAAAAAUAAACUGAGACAGAAAAAGAAACCACACACGUUUUUAAACUGAUAAAGAUAUUUUUUUUUAUUUUCAAACAAUCCUGUAUUUAAGACAUUACAGAUGUAUGAUUUCAUCCCGAACACUGUAAAACUGAAAACCAUCAGGUCAUUAAAAUCAUCUCAAAUCUGCUCUCAAACGUAAACACACAAAAAAAAAUCAGUGUGUCAGAUAUCUAUUUUAAAUUUAAACUAAAGCUUUCAGGAUAGGAGGGUAACAAUGGAAAAAAAAAAGAAGGAAUUAUUAACCCAUCACAGAGGAUAUCAACUUUAAAGACUUUCUGUUGACCUUUGACCACUCCUGGUUACGCAAUUAGAAUCAACCAAAGACACGCCAAAAAAAAAAAAAAAAAAAAAAAAUUUUUACAAAA
Pangasianodon hypophthalmus (striped catfish) is the source of this 3997-nucleotide messenger RNA. It is a transcript of the gene gnb2, whose product is annotated as guanine nucleotide binding protein (G protein), beta polypeptide 2. Bases 886 to 1908 code for a protein of 340 amino acids. NCBI's taxonomy places the organism in Eukaryota, Metazoa, Chordata, Actinopteri, Siluriformes, Pangasiidae. The record is from RefSeq and is a predicted model, not a curated record. Gene Ontology annotation, molecular function: protein binding; signaling receptor complex adaptor activity. Gene Ontology annotation, cellular component: cytoplasm; heterotrimeric G-protein complex. The transcript has 10 exons. Gene Ontology annotation, biological process: G protein-coupled receptor signaling pathway.